Molecule: messenger RNA, 1801 nt
Organism: Neurospora hispaniola
Lineage: Eukaryota; Fungi; Ascomycota; Sordariomycetes; Sordariales; Sordariaceae
Product: Rad1-domain-containing protein
Exons: 3
Coding region: 149-1501 (450 amino acids)
Biological process (GO): protein N-linked glycosylation; DNA repair; DNA damage checkpoint signaling
Cellular component (GO): checkpoint clamp complex
Source: RefSeq, a predicted model, not a curated record
UUCAGCUUUGAUCGGGGGAAGCUCUCAGCGAACUCCCGUCUGAAUCUUGAUUCUUCGUUGUGUGCCCUUUGGAUGUCCAGAUCUUGAGCUCCAGCUUGAUUCGUACAAUCUUCUACUCUCCGCAACGACCAAUUGUUCCCCAGACCAAAUGGAUUCACCACUGAUCGAGGUCUGGCACGCCGCGUCUGGCAGCCCGUUUCUCCCCACUGUUGGCAAAGGCACACAGUUCUUCGUUGCUUCCCUCCUCCUCCUCAUCGGCUUUAGUUUGACUGGCGCUUUUACCCUCAACCGGUCCAUCGUCAAUCUACUUCUCUUGGGCAUCCCGGCUUCUUUGGCCUUUGCAUCUUGGGCAUCACUUGCCAGCAACAUGUCACAACCGACUCAAGACGCCGGCCCUCCCUUGUUCAGGGCAGUCGCCAGCUCCACGCGCCCGCUCUACCAGCUACUGAAAGCAGUCGGCUUUACCAACAAGAUCCACGUCGAAAUCACACCCGAGGGCCUCAGAUUCAGCGCCGAUCAUGCCCGCGUAAUGCAAGGCGCCGCCCACUGGAACAAGAACCUCUUCGCCGGCUACACCACCAACCUCCCGCCAGCUGCGGGCAAUGGCGAUGACGACGACCCUGAACCCGAGCCCGUCUCCUUCCAAAUCUCUCUCCCCGCCUUUCUCGAGACCCUCCAAAUCUUCGGCGUCGCCGACGUCGCCGCCCGCCAAGCCCGCUCCGACAUCGACCCUCUCGUGCGCGGCAACCCGCGCAUGAACCACCAGCACCGCGGCGGUAAUGGUUCAGACGCCUUCAGCCACCAAACCUUGCACGGCGGCGGGUUCGCCUCCUCUUCCAACGGCACCUGCAUCCUCAGCUACCCCUCCGAUGGCGGGCCCUUCAGCAUCAUUCUCGAAGAAGCCGGGGUCAAGACGACCUGCAAUUUGACCACCUACCUACCCGAGAUGCCGGAGGACAUACCCUUUGAUAUUGACGACCUCUCCUUCAAGGUGAUUAUGCAAGCGCGCUACUUGUUCGACGCGUUGGCGGAGGUGGGCAGCAUCAACCCGGAGCGGCUGACGAUCGUGGUCUCGCGCAAGGAGCCGUAUCUGCGGUUCAGAACGUCCGGAAGCCACAGUGGUGCGGGAGGGCCGGGGGUGGAGAGCACGGUGGAUUUUAGGCGUGGAAGGGAUCUGUUGGAGACAUUCUCGGUCAGGGCGGUGGAACGGGCUAAAGGAGAGAGGAGAUGGAGCCAGACAUUCAAGUUUGACACGAUCAAGGCGGCGACAGAGGCAAUGAGGAUUGCGAGUAAGGUCAGCUUGAGGGGCGAUGGGCAGGGUGUGUUGAGCAUGCAGUUUAUGGUGGAGGUGGAAGGUGCUGGGGGUGCGGGCGGGGGUGUCCCGGGAGGAGGAGCUGGUUUGAGUUUCUUGGAUUUUCGGUUUGUACCGUAUGCGACGGAUGGGGAUGAGGAGACCGAUACUGAAGGGGAGGGUGAUGAUGUUGACAUGAGUGAGGCAUGAGGUUCGUAGAUAAGAAGUGUCAGUGAUGCGUGGUGAUACUCAAAUCAAGGUUAUACCUAUGUACUUGGUGGAGCGUUAGCAAUUGUCGCAGGAUCUAGUAGUUUAUAUCAGUUGCGCAUCGGAAGCACCCCCCCUUAUGUAUCUCGCGACGGUUUUUUGCGAAAGGUGAACACGCAUCUCUGACAGUGGUAUUAUCCGAAGCGAUUAUACCCCCUAAUGAACAUAUGGUGGGUGAUUAAGGAGUCAGGUCAACCUCGGGUAAAUGUGGACCAGACGAAUGGAUGUCUCCUGUCGUUGAUG